AUGAACUCGAACAUACUCGAGGCGGGUGCGAUGUCUGUUGAUAUUGGUAUAUCAGGCAUUCAAGAAUCGUAUACAAAUCUGCCUAAAUACAUAGAGGUCGCAUUAGAAGUUGGAAAGAUAAUCAAUCAUACUGCUAUCGCUGUGCUUACUGGUAACAUUGCUUUCCUUGUCGACGACAUAGUCAGUUAUGCUUUUGCUGCAAAGCAUUGUAAAUCUGAAUGCAGACGUCUGGCCGAACAGAUAAAGAUUUCUAGUGAAUCGGCGAGAGAUCUGUUGGAACAAUUAGACCAGAAGCCUAAAGAGAUCGAAGACAAAAGUUUCAUCAGCGCAUUGAAAUCAUUUGCGAUUGUACUUGAAGAUGCACGAUCCGUUAUUAAACAACAUGCAGUAGGAAGAUAUGGACUGAAGAUAUUUUAUGCAAAAAAGUUUGCCGGUGAAUUUUUAAGCAUGGAAGAGCGACUUGAUCAAGCAUGUCAACGGUUAAACUUUGCAAUAAAUGUUCGUCAUUAUGUUGAUAAUAAAGAAAUAGUUGCAAGGCAGAACUCAUGGAGAGAGGCAGAUAGAAAGGCAUUCGAGGAGAUAAAUCAUUCAGUCAAAGAAGCUUUGGCAGAAUUGAAACGAAACGAGAGUUCCCAAACUACUGUUUCCGAGACUUUACUUGACGAUGUACGAAUACCAUACUCUCAUUUUACAGACGUGAAAAAAUUCAAGACUGACCGAAUGCAUCUCGCUAUUUACAAUACUGCAGACGAAGAGAGAAAUGUUAAAAAUAUUGAAGUACUUAUUAAAGUCACUCAGGCUAGAGAAAACAACAUUGAUCACAAAAGGCGACUCGCUCAGGAGGUAUUUUACUUGCAGAGAUUAGCACCAUCUUCAAACAUUAUUAAUCUCAUUGGAAUCACGGCGUUGCGCGGCGGAUACAUGGGACUCGUGCUCGAAUAUUGUGCUAAUGGAGAUCUAAAGACAUUUAUCGCUAACCAGAAGUUGCACGCUGAUUGGGGACUGAAACGUGCUAUUGCGUUAGGCAUUAUUCAAGGCAACGAAAACGUCUUAUUGGACAAAUUUUGCGAACCAAAGAUCACCAACUUCCGUAAAGCUCGUUUAGAUGAAGCGACUACUCAAUUCCAAAUCAACACAUUCGAGGAGCAGAUGCGGUGGGAUGCGCCAGAGCGUUUACAAGAUGAUGCUGUUAAAUUUUCAAAAGCAUGCGACGUAUUCUCAUUCGGUAUCGUCCUAUACGAGAUAAUAACCGAAACAUAUCCAUGGGCUGGGUAUAGUUUAGAUGAUGUGUACACAGCGAGAAGAGGAGGAAAGACAUUAGAGCUGCCAUCAUCUACGCCAAGCGUGGUGUCUGUUAUUUACGUAAAGUGUACGGAGACUACACCCAGAUGCCGAUUCAAGGCGAAGCAAAUAAUAGAGCAUUUAGAGGACAUUCGUCCAGAGGAUUUGGAUAGUACCGCGGGUGCUGUUCCAAAUAAAAUAUUGACUAGGGCAAAUGCGUACCACGCGGCACAACAAUAUGAAGAGUCGUUUGGUUUAUACAUGUCAAUUGCUAACGAAUCUCGUGAAGCCAUGUUUCGCAUUGGGUCCUACUAUUUCUUUGGUAAACAUGUAAAAAUUGAUCGUGAUAGAGCUAAAGAAUAUUUAGAAAGAGCUGCACAAGGAGACGACGGGAAUGGAGAUGCUAUUGAUAUGCUAGGCUAUAUGUAUCUUACCGGAGAAGGGAUGCCGGCGAAAGAUAGAGUGAAGGCUGUGGAAUAUUUCAAGAAAGCAGUUGAAAUGGAAAUACCGCAUGGUAUGUACCAUUUAGGUAUUUGUUAUAUGAAGGGUAUAAAGUUGAGGAAGAACGAAACGCGCGCAAAGGAGCUAAUAAUGCGUGCAGUGAAACUUGGAGUGGAAGAAGCGGUCAAGUUUGCUCAUUCACAGCAUUGGGAUAGUUGA
Molecule: messenger RNA, 1941 nt
Organism: Paraglomus brasilianum
Lineage: Eukaryota; Fungi; Glomeromycota; Glomeromycetes; Paraglomerales; Paraglomeraceae
Source: the annotation of a GenBank genome assembly